AGCGGGUGUCCCCCGCCGCCGCCGCCGUCAUGGUGUCCCCGGUCACUGUGGUGAAGAGUGAGGGGCCCAAACUGGUGCCAUUCUUCAAGGCCACCUGCGUGUAUUUUGUGCUCUGGCUGCCCACCUCCAGCCCCUCAUGGGUCAGCGCCCUCAUCAAGUGCCUGCCCAUCUUCUGCCUGUGGCUCUUCCUGCUGGCGCAUGGCCUUGGAUUCCUGCAGGCCCACUCCAGCGCCACCCGUAUCUUUGUGGGGCUCAUCUUCUCUGCCCUAGGUGAUGCCUUCCUCAUCUGGCAGGACCAGGGCUACUUCGUGCAUGGUAUGCUGAUGUUUGCUGUGACCCACGUGCUCUACGCCUCGGCCUUUGGCAUGCGGCCUUUGGCUCUCCGGACGGGUCUGGUGAUGGGAGUGCUGUCAGGCCUGUGCUAUGCCCUCCUCUACCCUGGCCUCUCAGGAGCCUUCACCUACCUGGUGGGAGUCUAUGUGGCCAUCAUCAGCUUCAUGGGCUGGCGAGCUAUGGCAGGGCUGCGGCUGAUCGGGGCAGCCUGGCGCUGGACGGAGCUGGCCGCUGGCAGUGGCGCAGUGCUCUUCAUCAUCUCAGACCUGACCAUCGGGCUCCACAAGUUCUGCUUUCCUGUGCCCUACUCUCGGGCACUCGUCAUGUCCACCUACUACGCCGCACAGAUGCUCAUCGCCCUGUCGGCUGUCGGGAGCCGGGAGCCUGUGGCAGACUAUGGACCGAGCAAAGCAGACUGAGGGGCCAGGGUCUGCGUGUUCAUCUCUCUUGGGGUUGUGGUGCAGACCCUGGGAACCUCCUGUAGGAGGAGCUGCGCCAGGAUGGCUGUAGGGCAGCCCGGGGCAGCAGGUACUGAACUGGAGGGGAUGAGCAGAAGGAUGACACUUCAAGCUGAGGCAGGCUGCUGCCUGCCCCCAGGUGGAGGCAGAGGGAGACCUCUCCCACCUCUACUCCUUUGGGACUGUCCGAUCCGCCCCCGGGAUGAUGGUGCUGGCCUUCUUCCCUGCCAGGUGGAAGUGUGGUUGCAUCUCUUACGCCUAGGACCAAAGCAGUGCUGGGCUUAUCCAUUCCCACCCUUGCUCCUGUAACGAGUUGCAGGAAAGAGGAGAGACAUCUGUGCUGAGAGGACCCCCGGCCAGGGCUCGAAGGACUUUUCCUUGGCCCUCAGUAGGGAAGAUUGGAUGAGGGCGGAAUUCCUUUCCGUAUAUCUGUCCUUAUUACUUGAACAAUCCUUAAGUGGUUAAUGCAAAGAGAAGGGGUGUCUGUUUGGGGUGGCAGGAGAGGGAACUUCCUUGGCCAGAGAGCUUGUGUAUACCAAGGCUUCAGUUGGCCCUGUGUCUCUCACAGGCCAACCCAGAUUUCAGGAUUCAUAUGACCACUCUUAGACCCUGUUCCCAGGGUUAGGGUGAACCAUGCCAAAGGAGGGCCAGUCUGUGUGCGUGUGCGUGUGCGUGUGUGUGUGUGUGUGUGUGUGUGUGUGUGUGGUCUGUCUCCCUGCCUGUCUGUGUUUCUCUGCCAUAUGUCUCUGUCCUGCUGUCUGUAACUGUCUCAUAAGGAGAGGGCCUCAGGGAGCUGCUGUGGGGUGCUGAGCCCUGCUCAGAGCUAGGGUCCCCCACACCCAUUCUCAGCGCUUUCCUCCCUGCCCCUUCUGCACUGGGAGCAAGAGGAGGGGGUCCAAAUGACACUCUGGGGUCUUACAACCCACGGCACAUUCAAUGCAAGGGGAGCAAGGAUGGAGCGGUCCAUCCUUUACUGCCCAUGUGAAAUAAAAAAAAAACUGUAUAAAAACCAAGGGCUAUCGGCUUCCCCACUCACCUGCCUGUGUGGCGUGUGUCUUUUGGAGAGGGAGUGGGGGCGUGGUGUCAGGAGCCCUGGCUGUCCUCAGAGCCUGGGUCACAGUCUUGGUAAGGGUGUCUUGGCGCCAGGCUGGCUCCUUGGCUCUGCUGACACCAGGCUGGUUGGAGUGGGUCUCACUUCCCUGGUCACGUGUGCACGAGGUUGUGGUUCAAGAGGGUGGGGGAUGGGUGGCACUUGCCUCUGGCCAGUGCACUCCCGGAUUGCAGAUGGCUCAGGCAGUCUUGGUGACCCUAAGUUACCCGUCGUCCUACUCUUGCUGGCCCCUCCCCUCCCCACAUCUGCCGCCUGCUCCGAAACUCCCUGGGUUCCUUUUAAGCAUCUCCUUCAACUUGGACUCUGAGGAAUGGGAUAAGAUUGACUGAUUCAUACUCUAGCCCUGACAGAAUAAUGUCACUCUGCUCUGGGGGCAUUUGCAUUUUAACAGGCAGUGCCCUAACCCCAAAGUUGGAGUGGCGCUUUAGAUUGUGGUGAGGUGACUACAGCCUUUAAGAGUUGUUGCACAUUUGUGGGGAUACGAUGGAGGAGACUCAGAUCCCACGGGGGUUGGAUGAAUCCAUAUUCUGUCUGUGUCUCUAUCUCUAUUUUUCCUUUUUGUUUUUUGAGACAGGAUCU
Messenger RNA from Fukomys damarensis (Damara mole-rat), 2481 nucleotides. RefSeq names its product transmembrane protein 86A (gene Tmem86a). Gene Ontology annotation, cellular component: membrane. The record is from RefSeq and is a predicted model, not a curated record. The transcript has 3 exons. Lineage: Eukaryota; Metazoa; Chordata; Mammalia; Rodentia; Bathyergidae. Bases 30 to 752 code for a protein of 240 amino acids.